Messenger RNA from Capra hircus (goat), 4675 nucleotides. RefSeq names its product Abelson helper integration site 1 (gene AHI1). Gene Ontology annotation, molecular function: protein binding. Gene Ontology annotation, cellular component: ciliary basal body. Lineage: Eukaryota; Metazoa; Chordata; Mammalia; Artiodactyla; Bovidae. The transcript has 26 exons. The record is from RefSeq and is a predicted model, not a curated record. Gene Ontology annotation, biological process: motile cilium assembly. The coding region runs from base 318 to 3836 and encodes 1172 amino acids.
CACGGUGGGGCGCCGAGGCCGGCCGAGGUCCAAAAGGAGAGGAGGGCCCGCAUCGGUUGUCAUGGGGACGGCGCCGUAGGCAGGCGCUGACGUCGGCUGGAGGCGCGCUGCCAGCCCUGCGGCACCCGGCGGGUACUCAGAGCCUGGGAGGCGGGCGGCUGGGGUGGCUGGGUGGCUAUUUCACUCCCAGCCCGCCCCGCACGGUCCGGGUGGUGGCUCCCUAGGGGCCCGUUGUCGGCAGUUCUGCGCCCUCUUCUGUGAUCCUGACUGAAUCAGUGCUUUAUACUAUCACUCAAUGCUCUCCGUAAAGCUGAGAUAUGCCCACUGUUGAGAGUGAAGCUAAAGUGAAGACCAAAGUUCGCUUUGAGGAGUUGCUUAAGGCCCACAAUGAUCUAAUACGUGAAAGAAAAAAAACGAAGAAAAAAAUUGUCCAAUCUGGAGAAAAAAUCUCACUUGAUGCUGUUACAAGCAGUCUUCAGAAAAUCAGGGAAACUGAAAGUGAUGCUAUAACUGCUGCUAACACUAAGAACCCAGAGAACAGUAAAACAGUAGCUAAAACCAAACCAAGGGAUCCGCAGCCAGCAUCUGAAGACCCAGAAAAUGAUGUUCGUGUGGAGGAUGACAAGCAAGAAAAGGCAAAUAAAAAGGUUACGAAAACCGCGCUCCAGGUGACUGCACGAGAGACGGAGCCAGAAGCUCCUGAGAAGGGAGAUGCGACGCCUCAGAAAACGCGGACUAAGCCACAGCCAGGAGUGGCUCGUGACAAAGGUGGAAAGGCCAAGGAGGAAGGAGAAGACAGUGGUUUAGAUGAGGAACAGCUGAUGCAGGUAUACCAGCUCCAGGUAGCUGAAGAAAUGGCAAAGGAGAUUAAGAAGAAAAUCCGAAAGAAACUCAAGGAGCAGUUGUCUUACUUUCCCUUAGAUUCUUCAUUGCAUGAUGACAAAUUGAGUGGUGAAAAACGAAAGAAGAAAAAAAAGAAAGUUCCCACCUUGUCUAAAUCUCAAACAAGUACAUCGAUCAUCUCUGAUGACCCAGUUGAAGGUGAACAAAAGAAAGAAUCUCCAGUUGGAGCAGUUACUUCAGAGACUCAUCAGGAUGAUGAUAUGAGCUCAAAGGAACAAAAUGUAGAAGACAACAUGCAAGAUGACACAAAAUCCAGACUGAAAAAAAAGAAAAAGAAGGCUAAAACAGAUGAUAACGAAGAUACUGAUGGUGAUGGUGUUCAUGAAAUAACAAGCCGUGAUAGACCAGUUUAUCCCAAAUGUUUGCUUGAUGAUGACCUUGUCCUGGGAGUUUACAUUCACCGAACUGAUCGACUUAAGUCCGAUUUUAUGAUUUCUCACCCAAUGGUCAAAAUUCAUGUUGUUGAUGAGAAUACUGGUCAAUAUGUCAAGAAAGAUGAUAGUGAACGGCCUGUUUCAUCUUACUAUGAAAAAGAGAGUGUGGAUUAUAUUCUUCCUAUUAUGACCCAGCCGUAUGAUUUUAAACAGUUAAAAUCAAGGCUUCCAGAGUGGGAAGAACAAAUUAUAUUUAAUGAAAACUUUCCCUAUUUGCUUCGAGAUUUUGGUGAGAGCCCUAAAGUCAUCCUGUUCUUUGAGAUUCUUGAUUUCUUAAGCAUGGAAGAAAUUAAGAAUAACUCUGAAAUUCGAAACCAAGAAUGUGGCUUCCGGAAGAUUGCCUGGGCAUUUCUCAAGCUUCUAGGAGCCAAUGGAAAUGUAAACAUCAAUUCAAAACUUCGCUUGCAACUGUAUUACCCACCUACUAAGCCUCGAUCCCAGUCAAACGUUGUUGAGGUUUUUGAGUGGUGGUCAAAAUGUCCAAGAAAUCAUUAUCCAUCAACGUUGUAUGUAACUGUAAGAGGAUUGAAAGUUCCAGAAUGUGUAAAGCCAUCUUACCGUUCUAUGAUGGCUCUUCAGGAAGAAAAGGGUAAACCAGUGCACUGUGAGCGACACCAUGAGCCAAGUUCAGUGGACACAGACCCUGGAUUAGAGGAUUCAAAGGAAGUGGUGAAGUGGAAACGGUUGCCUGGGCAGGCCUGCCGUAUCCCAAACAAGCACCUCUUCUCACUAAAUGCAGGAGAGCGAGGAUGCUUUUGUCUUGCUUUCUCCCACAAUGGAAGAAUAUUAGCAGCAGCCUGUGCCAGCCGGGAUGGAUAUCCAAUUAUUUUAUACGAAAUUCCUUCUGGACGUUUCAUGAGAGAAUUGUGUGGCCACCUCAAUAUCAUUUAUGAUCUUUGCUGGUCAAAAGACGAUCGUUAUAUUCUUACUGCAUCAUCCGACGGCACUGCCAGGAUAUGGAAAAAUGAAAUAAACAAUACAAAUACUUUCAGAGUUUUACCUCAUCCUUCUUUUGUUUACACGGCUAAAUUCCACCCAGCUGUAAGAGAGCUGGUGGUGACAGGAUGCUAUGAUUCUGUGAUACGUAUAUGGAAAGUUGAUAUGAGACAGGAUCCUGCCGUAUUGAUCCGACAGUUUGACAAUCACAAGAGUUUCAUCAACUCUCUCUGUUUUGAUAUUGAAGGUCACCACAUGUAUUCAGGAGACUGCACAGGGGUGAUUGUUGUUUGGAAUACGUAUGUCAAAGUCAAUGAUAUACAACACUCAGUGCGUCACUGGAGCAUAAACAAGGAAAUUAAAGAGAGUGAGUUUAAGGGAAUCCCGAUAAGUUACUUGGAGGUUCAUCCCAAUGGAAAACGUUUAUUAAUUCAUACCAAAGACAGUACUUUGAGAAUUAUGGAUCUCCGAAUAUUAGCAGCAAGGAAAUUUGUAGGUGCAGCAAAUUAUCGAGAGAAGAUUCAUAGCACUUUGACACCAUGUGGGACUUUUCUCUUUGCUGGAAGUGAGGAUGGUAUAGUAUAUGUUUGGAACCCAGAAACAGGAGAGCAAGUAGCAAUGUAUUCUGACCUACCAUUCAAGUCACCAGUUCGAGACAUUGCUUAUCAUCCACUUGAAAAUAUGGUUGCAUUUUGUGCAUUUGGGCAGAAUGAGCCAAUUCUCCUAUAUAUUUAUGAUUUCAAUGUUGCCCAGCAGGAGGCUGAAAUGUUCAGACGUUACAAUGGAACCUUUCCAUUACCUGGAAUACACCAAAGUCAGGGUGCUUUAUGCACCUGCCCUAAACUGCCUCGUCAAGGAUCCUUUCAGACUGAUGACUGUGUUCCCACUGAACAUUCUUCAGUGAAGAUGCAACAAGUGAAACAGAAAAUCGAUUCUGUCACAGAGGUGAUACAAGCCUGUGCAGCGAAGGUCAACAAAAAUCUCUCAUUCACUUCAACAUCAGCCUCCUCACAGCAGUCUAAGUCAAAACAAUCAAACGUGCUGGACGCUCAUCAGAUUCUGCGUCAGUUCGGUUUCACUCAAACCGGGAUUAUGAGCAUAGAAAGAAAGCCUUGUAACCACCAUGCAGAUACAGCACCAACGGUAGUGGCUCUUUAUGACUACACAGCGAAUCGAUCAGAUGAACUAACCAUCCAUCGCGGAGACAUUAUCCGAGUGUUUUUCAAAGAUAAUGAAGACUGGUGGUAUGGCAGCAUAGGAAAGGGACAGGAAGGUUAUUUUCCAGCUAAUCAUGUGGCUAGUGAAACACUCUAUCGAGAAUUGCCUCCAGAAGUAAAGGAGCGAUCCCCUCCUUUAACCCCUAAGGAGAAAGCCAAAAUGGAAAAAGCUCUUCCAGCUCCGCAGAAGCAGUCAUUCAAGUCCCAGGAUUUCAGACUGAGCUCAGAGUCUAUGGCACAUUCUGAAGCGGGCAGAGAACAGAGCCAGGAGGACCGAGGACAUGUCAUGGACACACAGGGGAAGGAGACGGAGCAAACCAGCUGGAAAGUCACCCUCAUCGAGUAAAGAGUUGAAGAAUGAAGAGGAAAAGAACCAAACAUAUAGAAAGGAAGUGACAAAUUAAACCAGAUGGAAUUUCUCUUCAGAGUUCAGAAAUUUCAGAUGGCCAGGAAGAAAGGAUCUACUACGUUUUAUCCUUAUGAAAGAAUCUAGAAAAAUCAGAAGCAAGGUAUGAGUGGAAAGGUAAAUGUGGCCUUUUGAGCUUGUUAUAAACCAUCGUGUUUGUUGUUGAUCAAAAUAAUGGCACUUGUGUUUAUUAGUAAUUGCAUCAAAAUUACAUUACCAUUGUUGGAAAAUCAAUAAAGAAAAACUAUAAUUGCUACUCAGCAAAUACGAAGAAAAAGUGUUGGUAUUUCUAGAAUGUUUGCUAAGUAAUCAUUUAAUAUUAUUAUAUCUGUAAUGUGGUUAUAUGUGUGAUGUUAUGCUCAGAAUUGAAAUAUAUGCUAUUGAAACUUAACUUUAUUUAAAAUAAAGAUAAGCAGCUUCAGGAUUUUGUAUAUUCAAAAUGUUCCAAAUAAGAAAGGCAUUAAAAGGUAACAUGUGUUUGUUUUGAAUGAAUCGUAUGUAUUAACUUGAUACACAUAAACUAAAAGUGACUUUUGGCUAGACUGGCAACAGUUUUCCAAAUAGUUUUUUACUUUUUAAAAAAAGGCAUUUCAUGUUGAAGCAUGUGAGUGAUUUGUAGACUUAAAUUGUUUUAAUAUUUAUUUUAGUCUUAACACAUGUUUUUAAAUUUUUACAUUGGAUUAUUUAUUCCUUUAGUUUCAGAGUAACAGUGUCAUAUUUGACUAUGUAUUUUGAAGUGUGAGGUUAUAAAAUAGGAAAUUUCAUCUCUUUGUGUUUCA